Molecule: messenger RNA, 1809 nt
Organism: Leptosia nina
Lineage: Eukaryota; Metazoa; Arthropoda; Insecta; Lepidoptera; Pieridae
Source: the annotation of a GenBank genome assembly
AUGUCUACUACCGGCGCUGCUGAAAACGGAAUUGCCGACGAAGGCCGGGGUACAACAUAUUACUUCUCAAAGGGACGUACUAGCGCGACGUUAUGGCAAAGAAUAAAUCUAUUUAUAUCCAUUUAUUGGAAGGCCCUCAUUGUUGUUAUUACACCUCUUAUACUAUUACCAAUACCUAUAAUAAAUGCUGGAUCAGAAUCUGCUAAGGCUUUCAAAUGCAUGUAUGUCGUCCUUAUAAUGGCCACCUACUGGGUGCUGGAGUUACUUCCCCUACCUGUGACAUCCAUGCUGCCAAUAGUCAUGUUUCCCACCCUUGGGAUUCUGGACUCGGAUAAGACAUGUGCUGCUUAUAUGAAGGAGACAAAUAUGAUGUUUAUGGGUGGUUUGAUGAUAGCAGCCGGAGUGCAGCAUUCUAAAUUACCUAAAAGGGUGGCUUUAUGGACUGUUCAAGUUGUUGGCUGCUCACAUAGAAGAUUAAACCUUGGACUGACAUUUGUGACAAUGUUCAUAUCCAUGUGGGUGUCCAACGCUGCUGCUACCACCAUGAUGGUGCCCAUUGUUGAAGCUAUAUUAGAGGUCUUCGAGCAGCAAGGACUCGGAGACGUCUACAUCAAUAAGAAGAAAAGUGCUGAAAAUGGCAAACAAAUACAAAAACCCACCACUGAGGAAGAAUCUCCAAUACCGAGCGAUAUCACUACGUGUUACUAUUUGAGUAUUGCGUAUGCUUCAACGCUGGGAGGUUGUGGUACCCUCGUGGGAACGGCUACUAACUCCGCGUUCAAAGGGAUCUUUGACUCAGAAUUCCCAGAGAUAUCUGGAGCGGUGGAUUUCUUCUGGUUCAUGGCUUACAGUACUCCGCCGAUGCUGCUCAUGCAGAUGCUCGUCUGGAUUGCGCUGCAGGUCACUUUCAUGGGACUAUUCCGGCCAAACAGCGAAGCCGCUAAGAAGGUGAACGCAGCAUCAUCGGGCUCAGAGAACACCAUGAAAGUGAUUCGGGAGCAAUACAAAAACUUGGGUCCUGUCACUUUUCACGAGAAGGCGUCCGGAGCGCUGUUCAUUUUGGCUGUGUUUUUGUACAUCUUUAGAAAACCUGGCUUCAUGCUCGGCUGGGCCGACGUUAUUACUACUAUGAAGGUGAAAGACGGCGUAGUAUCAAUGUUCAUAGUGAUACUGAUGUUUAUUCUGCCGAUGUCCGUAGACUGCCUCAAGUUCUUCUCCGCGUCGUCUUCUUACGAAGAAUUAUCUCAGUACAGGCCGUCACCGAGUAUCGUCACGUGGAACAUUUUGAAGGAGAAAAUACCCUGGGGACUGCUUUUCUUGCUCGGUGGAGGCUUCGCGUUAGCUGAAGGCAGUAAAGCGACCGGUCUAUCCUCUAUGAUCGGGACUUCCUUGAUCGGCCUCCGCGGCCUGCAUCCCUCGAUAGUGUUGCUAGUAGUCGUAUUAGUGACACAAUUUAUCACCGAGUUUACUUCAAAUGUUGCCAUCGCCAAUCUCAUUUUGCCAGUUUUGGCGAAUAUGGCGAGAACUCUAGACAUGGACCCUCGUUACCUAAUGGUCCCAGCGACGUUGGCCUGCUCGAUGGCCUUCCACAUGCCCGUGGGGACCCCACCGAACGCUAUCGUGGCUGGCGUCGCUCACAUACCGACUUCGAAAAUGGCAAUCGGCGGUAUCGGCCCCAAAAUUAUCACCACUCUUAUAAUAUGGGGCGCCUACCCGACUUGGGGCUCGCUCAUAUUCAAACCCGGCGAUAUCGCCGCACUUAGCGCCCCAGUGACAACUGCUGGGACCCUUUCGCCCCAAACGCCUUAG